Messenger RNA from Capsella rubella, 273 nucleotides. RefSeq lists its product as uncharacterized. NCBI's taxonomy places the organism in Eukaryota, Viridiplantae, Streptophyta, Magnoliopsida, Brassicales, Brassicaceae. The record is from RefSeq and is a predicted model, not a curated record. The transcript has a single exon.
AUGAUGAAGAAGAAGGUAAGGUUUUUGAGGAAGAUGAGAAUGAACGGUUGAGAUUUUGGAUUGUUGUUAGAUUAACGGUUGAGAUUAGAAGGUUUAUCUUGUGUGGAGUUUUCAGAAGGAUUAGGCUGUGGUUUGAGAAUGAGUGAGGAGUCGACACGUGGAGGGGUUUGAUAGGUUAAAUAUCUGUGUUCCUUAUUGAAUUUUAAUGUAGAUUUGAUUAUUCUAGUUAUCCAAAUUUUUGUGUAUGUCACAAAUUUGUAUUAACAAUAUACA